CACGGGAAUCACUUGGAUCAUUCCAAGGCCUUGAUGUGACCCCCUGGAUAAACCCAAGCAUCUUAUCAGAUCUCCUGUGUUAUGAGAUCUUCCCACUGCAGCCUGUGGACACACAAACUGUUCUGAGUCCUAAAUGCUCCUUUCCAGUGAUCCUUUUCCUGGGCAAAGGUGAAGUGACCCUCCACCAUGUCACUGUUGCAAGGGGCCAAGGUGCUGCAGACUCUGGAGGAAGCCUUGAGGAAGAGCCUCCCUGCGUCCAUAAAGGUUUAUGGGACAAUCUUCCACAUAAGACAGGGAAACCCAUUCAAGCUAAUGGCUUUGGUGGACAAUUGGCCUGAUUUUAACACAGUGGUUGUCCGCCCUCAGGAGCAGGAUAUGAUAGAUGACCUUGAUCACUAUACCAAUACCUACCAAAUCUUCUCCAAAGAUAUCCAAAACUGUCAGAAAUUCCUUGGUUCACCAGAAGUCAUCAAUUGGAAGCAGCAUUUACAAAUUCAAAGUUCACAGCCCAGCCUGAAUGAGGUGAUAGAAAAUCUUGCAGCCAUUAAAUCUUUUAAAGUCAAACAAACACAAUGCAUUCUCUAUGUAAAGUCUGAGACAGCCAAGAAACUGUCUCCUUCCCUGAUGGAUACACAAACUUUAUCAUCCAGUGGUGGCAAGCCCAAGCAUAUCAAUAAAGAGGUCUUUAAAAUCUCAUCCCUGGAUGCUACCCAUGCCACCUUGGUAAAUAAGUUUUGGUCUUUUGGAGGCAAUGAGAGAAGCCAGAAAUUCAUUGAGCACUGUAUCCAGACCUUCCCCAGCUUCUGUCUGCUGGGGCCCGAGGGGACACCUGUGUCCUGGAGCCUAAUGGACCAGACUGGAGAGAUGCGGAUGUCAGGCACCAUACCAGAGUACCGGGUCCAUGGCCUCAUCUCCUAUGUCAUCUAUUCCCAUGUACAGACAAUGCACAAACUUGGUUUUCCCAUCUAUUCUCACACAGAUAAGAAAAAUGAAGCUAUGCAAAAAGUGGCUCAGAAUCUGCAUUAUAUCCCCAUUGUAGGAGGCUGGAACCAGUGGAACUGUGUGCCCUUGUGAACCAAGCUUUGAACAUUCACAGUUUUGGGUGGACCUGGGCAUAUAUUUAGGGAGGUGGGUGGUGGAUGAAGGAGAGAUAAAUUGUAAUCAAUGAGAAAGCAGUGAGCACUCUCUGGGCUCUGGGGAAGCAGUGUGAUGGUCAACAGGAUCACCCGGUCCCUGCAUUGAUGAAAAAUUUUCAAAUUGUAUAUAAAAACAGCACACUGUACCCCAUGACUGUAUUAAUGUACACAGCUACGAUUUAAUAAA
Molecule: messenger RNA, 1323 nt
Organism: Otolemur garnettii (small-eared galago)
Lineage: Eukaryota; Metazoa; Chordata; Mammalia; Primates; Galagidae
Gene: GLYAT
Product: glycine-N-acyltransferase
Exons: 6
Coding region: 187-1074 (295 amino acids)
Cellular component (GO): mitochondrion
Molecular function (GO): glycine N-acyltransferase activity
Source: RefSeq, a predicted model, not a curated record